This is a messenger RNA of Penicillium odoratum, 2835 nucleotides long. Its product is annotated as involucrin repeat protein. NCBI's taxonomy places the organism in Eukaryota, Fungi, Ascomycota, Eurotiomycetes, Eurotiales, Aspergillaceae. The coding region runs from base 1 to 2835 and encodes 944 amino acids. The record is from RefSeq and is a predicted model, not a curated record. The transcript is spliced from 2 exons.
AUGGAUAUCAGCCUCCGAUCCAGCCAGUCGUCAUACGGUGACCCUCGAUACUUGUCCACCGCUACCUUUUCCGAUGCCCACGUACCCUCACCCCUAGGGAAAACCCUUGUCGACGGCUAUCGGGAUGCGGCUAAUCCUCAGAAUGAAGACCGGGCGCGGUACAAUCCGCUCAAUCCAGCUCACCCACGAAGCUCCGCACUUGUCAACACCAGCGACCCUGUCACCAUGUAUUUACUAGCCGAGACCGCCAUUGGCGAUAGCUCAAAUUACGAGAUCUUGUCAUUCGAAGAGGUGGAAGCCCUCAAGAAAGAGCGGUCGCUCCUGUCCAGCCGAAUCGAAGGCACGAAGCGCAGACUUAACCUCGAGACCAAACUCCGCGACGCCGCUCAAUCUAUCGGUCGAUUAUACAGUCCGCCCAGUCCCCGAAGCAGCGCUGAAUAUGACGCCAACGGCAAGUCCCACCGGAGGAGCCGGAGUAUCUUUGGUCGGAGCGGGACAGCCCAGGUUCUUGAUAAGAGUGACUCGGAGCUCGCCAUGAGUCAGCGCAAGUGUGAAGAGUUGGCGCAAGAGCUAUGGAAGCUCGAGCAACGGUCCCAACAGAUCAACCAGCGAUUACUGCAACACACCGCGGGUGUCUUGCAGAUGACCCACAAGGGAUUAAGGAAGACCCCGAAGAACCCCGAUGCGCAGGCUUCUGACUCUUACGACGGAAAUGACUUUGACGAUCGCCAUCUAUACCGAACACCGGAGCACAUGGAUAAUUACGGAUUGUUCGGACGCAUCGAUACCAACCCCACAGCUUCGGGGGACAGUGAGGCCAUGCAGGCGACGGAAAAGCGACUGGACGAAUUGAGCCAGCGCAUGUGCGACAUGAUGAUCCAGUCUAAUCCGGAUGAGUUUGUCGACCCUCCCCCACAACCAAAUGACUCCACCAACCCUGCACAAAAUAUUGAGGCGCAUUUAGCCUAUAUUGAAAACAGCAUGAACUCUCUUGCUUCCCGAAAUGCGUACCCGAACAUCGUUGGUCCCGGUACUGCACCCGAGGCUGAGGGAGCAUGGCGACAACACCUCACAGUGAUCAACACGCGGGUCCAGAGCAUCGUCGACCGGUUUGGGCUGACUCGAUCUCCGACUUUGCCACCUCCUCCUAGCGCAACAGAUGGCGAAGGAUUAGAGGAGCAACUUGGAUAUCUUCAAACCGGUAUCGACGGCUUGGAAAGCCGUGUUGAUGGUCUGAUAGAGCAGAAAAGCAUCCUGACCACCCAAAUCCAGCAGCAGCGUGAACUAAACUCCAAGUCUGAUGCCGAACGCGAUGCCCACAUUGGUGAUUUGACCGAGCAGCUAGCUCAUAUGCGCAGAGACCAUGAAGCUUCUCAGCGCGAGGGCAAAGCUGCCCAGGAUGAGCUAGCUGUGCUGAUGGAGCAGCUCGAGGGAAUGCGCAACAACGGCUCUACCCAAGAAGAGGCGAAGGCUGCCCAGGCGCAGGCUGAAGGAGAAGUCGCUCGCUUGCAUAGUGUUGUCGACUCUUUGCAAAAUGAGGUUGACAUCCGUGCGCAAGAGGCCAUGGAGGCUCGCGAACGUGCAGACCAAUUAUCCGCUCAGCUGGAAGCCAGUGCCAAGCAAUCCCGCGAGGAAGCAGAUGUUCGUGUGCAAGAGGCCGUGGCAGAGGCUGUACAGGAGGCUAUCGAUCGCCGUGUGCAAGUGGAGAAUCAGCUAGCAGCGGCCGAAGUGCAACGUGCAGAGAUGGAAGCCCAGCUUGGACAGGCUGAGGAACGUCGUGCUGAGGUCGAAUCCCAGAUCGCACAGGUUGAACAGCGUCGCAUCGAGGUUGAAGAUCAAUUUGCUGAGGUGGAAGCCCAGAUCGCAGAGGUCGAGGGACGUCGUAUUGCGACCGAGGAGCGCUGUCAUGAGGUCGAAUCCCAGAUCGCUCAGGUCGAGGAGCGUCGUUUGGAAGCCGAAGAACGUUGUGUUGAAAUCGAGGCCCAACUUGCGCAGGUCGAGGAACGGCGUAUUGAGGCUGAAAAACGUUGUGUUGAGCUCGAAAGCCUGCUCAUGCAGGCGGAAGAGCGUCACGCUGAGGCUAGCCACCAAGCCGCACAGGCUGAACAACAAGCUUUGGCAGAGAAACUUGCUGAGUCCGAAGAGAAGCGAGCCGAGGCCGAAGCACAGCUUGCACAAGUCGAAGAGCUACGUGCCCAGGCGGAGGUAAAUGCACAAAAUGCGCAUAAUGAGAUGACCAAUCUUGAAGGUGAAGUUGUCCGGAUCACGACAGAGCUCACGAUGGUCAAGGCAGAGCUGGAUGGCGCUUAUGGUACCAGAGCCCAGCGAGCUGCGGAAGUGGCUCUCAACCCUGAAAUUCAAGCAGAGAUUGAUGCCCUCAAUACACGCAAUCUUGAGUUGGCGGAGGAGCUCGCUGAAUUGCGAGGCAAGCAGGGUGGUGGUGACAUUCAGAGACGCGCUGAUACCCUCGAGAAGGAGCUUCGGGAGACGCUAGAUGAUUACGAGGCUAUGACUAAGGCCAGCAUCGAGUUUGAGAAGGAGCGUGAGCGGUUCGAAAGUGUUGUUGAUAGUCUCCGGGAUCGGUGUGAGCAGUUGGAGACCCAACUCAGCGAAGAGCGCAUCAGCUGGAUGAACCUGAGCAGCCCGACAACAAUGGGCCGCGAUCCUACCAUGGAGACAACCUCAACAAUGGUACUGAAGAACGAGUUCAAGAAAAUGAUGCGCGACACUCGAAACGAAAAUAUGAAAAUUUUGAAGGUCCGUUUCUUCCCAUUUCUAUGGAGUUUGAGCGAUACUAACAUGAAUAAUUCAGGCGGAACAAGAGGAGCGGCGUAG